Stegastes partitus (bicolor damselfish) is the source of this 6331-nucleotide messenger RNA. It is a transcript of the gene zfc3h1, whose product is annotated as zinc finger C3H1-type containing. Gene Ontology annotation, cellular component: exosome (RNase complex); nucleus. The record is from RefSeq and is a predicted model, not a curated record. Gene Ontology annotation, molecular function: protein binding. NCBI's taxonomy places the organism in Eukaryota, Metazoa, Chordata, Actinopteri, Pomacentridae. Gene Ontology annotation, biological process: RNA processing. The transcript has 32 exons. The coding region runs from base 1 to 5712 and encodes 1903 amino acids.
AUGGAUCUGAAGACGAAGGAUGGAUCUCCCGCGGAGGACGGGGAGCUGGAGGACGGAGAGAUCUGCGACGACGAAGCCGAGGAGAGUGUGCCGACACGGCGGGGGGAUGGGAGCAGGCCCGGCGGCGCUGCUCCGCGGAGCCGGAAGCCGCACCAGCACCCGCACGGCCUGCUGCCGCACCUGGGCCACCCGCCGCCGGACCUCCGCCUCAUCAUGCCCUACGGCCUCGGCCCUCACCUCGGCCCUUUCCCCCCGAACCACCGGCAGCAGUGCGGGCCGAGCGGCCCGGACCGGCCUCCCGCUCCCUCUCCGCCGCCGCCGCCGGCGCUGCCUCCCGGGCUCGGUCCGCACGGCGAGCCAAGCCCGCGGUCCAGCUUCUGGGAGCGGAGCCACGGAGCCCUGGGCCGCUUCAGGCACCGGGUCGUGCCGAACGGUGGACGCGGGGCCUGGAGCCGCGGCGGCCGCGGGGGGAACAGCCGCGCUCCCCCCGGUCGCUACGGCCCCGGAGAGAGUCACGGCUCCCCCCAGAGGAAACAGAAGCCUCUGGGGAGGAACCGGCCCAGAAAAGUUCUUCACAGUGUUUCCAAACCAGAGAACAGUGUGGACGAGUCCUUCGAGGACCUGCUGUCCAAGUACAAGCAGAUCCAGCUGGAGCUCGAGUGCAUCCGUAAGGAGGAGACCAUGGCGUUGGAGCCGUCGGCGCCACCGGGUGACACCGCCGGGCUCCAGGAUGCCCAACCAGAACCAGCCCAGAGCCCGGCCGCAGCAGAGGGACCGUCAGAGCCGGACCGAGCCGAGAGGAAAGUGUUCCAGGCCUUCAACAUCAAACCGCUGCGACAGAAACUCCCCACAGCCAACCUGGACCAGCUGCAGAGGAAGUGGGUGGAGCAAGGCAGAGGGGGUGGAGCUAGCACAGAAGUUGCAGACGGAACCUCAGUGGAUGGACCAGAACCUGCAGGUGGCGCUGCAGAGGAGGCAGAGCACAGAACCAGUUCUGUGUUUUCAGCCGCAGACGGAACCGCAGAGGACGGACCGGAACCUGCAGGAGGCGCUGCAGAGGAGGCAGAGCACAGAACCUGCGAAAACUGUGGAACCAACAAACCUCUGCGAUCCUGCUGCAGAGCGUCUUCAGCCUCCAGCGAGGAGUCCACGACCACGGAGAAGCGGGUGGAGGAGGAGGAACUGUCGGAGCUGCAGCUGCGUCUUCUUGCUCUGCAGUCGGCCAGUAAGAAAUGGCAGCAAAAGGAGCAGCAGGUGAUGAAGAAGAGCAAAGAGCGAAUCACGAAAGCUGCUCAGGAGAAGAGCUCCGGGUCUGGGUCGGGCCCCGGCACCGCUCCACCCGGCAGGCAGAGGGUCACCACCAGGUCGGCCUCCUCUGCUGCUGCUGCUGCUGCUGCAGCUGCAGCUGCUGCAGAGAGGAACCGGACCAGGUCCAAACCUGUGGACAGGGACCGGGACCGACCCAAAACCGGGCCCAGACUUCCGGAGAGGGACAGAGACAGGAACAAACAGGGUCCCAAACCUCCGCUGGACCGGGGCCGGGCUCCAGGAAAACCUCACAUCACCAAGAAGAUGAUCAGUCCAGGUGAGACGGGUCAAUUCCGGUAUACUGGGAUCUCUGUGUUGUCGGUACCUGUGCUGAUGUUGGUGUUGCUUCUACAGAAGACCUCCAGCGGACCUCCGUCUCCCAGUUGCCUGCCUCCUGCAGACGUCCAGCAGCCGACCAGAGGAAACCUGAGCACCGUCAGCCUGAACACGGUGCCUCAGUCUCGGACCAACAAGUUCGGCAGAGGGCAUCACGCUGCCAGAGCUCCUCUGGUGCUGCCCAGACACAAGUCGGUGGUGGUUUCCCUGAACGACUCGGACGACAGCGACUCGGACCUGGAUGGCUGCAGCUCCACGCAGACGGUGUUCGGAGGGCUGGAGUUCAUGAUCAAGGAGGCCAGGAGGACCGUGGAGGCAGCAAAGCCUAAAGCAGCAUCAGGAUGUGAGAAGGAGAACAACCCGGUCAGAACUCCGGAAGCUUUACCUGAAGCCAAGAAGGCCGAAUACCGUCUGCUCAAAGAGGAGAUCGCCAGCAGGGAGAAGCAGAAGAUGAAGGACCACAGUCUUCCUCCUCGGAGCUCCGCCUCCUCCGCUGCCUCUGAUUCGCUGAUCGACUCAUCGCUGAAACCUGCUGCAGAGCUGAAGCUGGCCGAGGCCGAACAGAGACUCAGCAAGCACAGGGAGCUGCUGCAGAGGGACGAGGCUGUUCUCAGACAUCUGCUGCAGCAGGAGCUGAAGAAAACAGAGUCUCUGAAAGCUGCAGAGGCCAAAGUGUCCAAACUGAGGGAGCAGCUGCAGGCGUCGGAGAAGAUCGUCAGCGCAAACCGGACGCUGCUGAAGAAGCUGCAGGAGCAGGUCCAUCGGGUUGAACACAGAGUCUCCAUGAAGAAGAGUCAGGCGGUCCGAUUGGAGCAGGAGCUGCUUCAGGCCCAGCUGGCUGCCGGCAGAGGACCCAAGCGCCCAGCAGACUCCAGCCAGAACCAGCCCAGUAAGCUGCAGCGGUUAGACUCCGCCCCUCGUGGUUCCGAACGUCACUUCGUGGAGCUGAUCGCUCAGAAGCAGCGGCUGCAGCAGCUUGAGUCCGAGUACGCCCUAAAGAUCCAGAAGCUGAAGGAGGCUCAGGCGCUGAGGAACCGAGGACUUCCUGCGGAGCCGCCGCGAGCCUCGACUCCACCUGACCGCCAAGUGCAGCCGCCGCCCUCCGGCGCCUUCACCGUGCCGCAGCCGUCCCUGCACGACCUCACGCAGGACAAAUUGGCCCUAGACAGCGAAGACGCUGCUGAGCCCGAAGAACCAGAACCUGCACCCUCCGCUGCAGCUAAAGGCGGCCGCCGCUCCUCCCUCCGCCAGUCCAGCAGCUCCUUUACCAAACCACACCUGGACACCUCCGCCCCCCCCAAAGACAGCGGCGCUAAGCUGACCAAGACCUCGCCCGGCUCUGAACCUCCCGCUGAGACGUCUGUGGGUCUGGACCUGGACGCUCUGAGACAGCGGUACCAGCAGCAGGCCCGGCUGGGAGACCUGCUGCUGGGGGAGCUGCACAAGCUGGGGGUAGCCGUGGACAGCGCCUCCGCUGGACAGGUGCUUCCUGUGGAAGUGGAAACGGCAGCGAGCCAAUCAGGCGGCUCGGAACUGAAGCCUGUUCCCUUUGGAGCCUAUCACAGUCCUCUGCUGGUGUUCAGGUCAUACAGGUUCAGUCCAUACUACAGGACCAAAGAGAAACUGUCGCUCAGCUCGGUGACCUUCAGCAACGUGAUCGAACCCAACAGAAGCUUCUGUCGCUUCGACCUCACGGGGACCUGCAACGACGACAGCUGCAGCUGGCAGCACAUGAGGAACUGUACUCUAACUGGGAACCAGCUGUUUGAAGACAUCCUGUCCUACAGCCUGCAGCUGAUUGGUUGUUCAGAGAGCAGCUCAGACGAGGACGUCGGUGCCGCUACAGAGAAGUACAUGAAGAAGUUGUUCGGUACCAACAAGGACCGGAUGGGUUUGGACCAGAAGGCCGUCCUGCUGGUCAGCAAAGUGAACGAGAGCCGACGUCACGUUCCUCCGUUCACCACCUGUAAGGACAUGAGGAGGUGGAGGCCCAAACCGGCUACACAGAACCGCCUCAGGACCGAGGAUGACGGCGAGGACGAGGCGGGUCACCUGACGCCUGGACGGACAGAUGACGUCUCUAAGUCCAGCCUGUCCACGCUGGAUGUCUGCGUCACCUCCGAGGAUCGACGCUACUUCAUCAGCGAGACGGACGACAUUUCCAACUUAGAGAGCAGCGUCCUGGAGAGUCCUCGAGACACUCAGCUGUGGAUCAAACUGGCCUUCAAGUACCUGAACCAGAGCGAGACCCCUGCAGCAGAGAGCCUGGAAGCCGCCCUCAACACGCUGUCUCGAGCUCUGGAGAGCAACUGUGACGACCCUGAAGUGUGGAGCCACUACCUGUCGCUGUUCUCCAGGAGAGGCAGCCGCGAGGAGGUGCAGGAGAUGUGCGAGAUGGCGGUGGAGCACGCUCCAGACCACCGGGUCUGGUGGAACUACCUGAGCCUGGAGAGCUCUUUCGAGGGGAAGGACUACGUCUGCGAGCGUCUGCUGCACUUCUUGCAGGAGGAGGCGUCCUCUGGUGUGUCGGAGAAACUGUCCUUCCAGCUGAUGGAGGUUCUGCUCUACAGAGUCCAGCUCAGUCUGUUCACCGGUCGCAUGGAGAGCGCUCUGGCCCUGCUACAGAACGCCUUGAAGUCGGCUCAGGACCGGAGCAUCGCCGAUCACCUGCUGCCGGCCGACCGGGCGCUGCUCUGGCUCUCCUUCAUCCACCUGACCGAGUUCGACCGGCUGCCUUCCGGCCUGCUGGACCCGGCGGAGUCCGGCCCGUCCAGGCUGGUGAGCAGAGAAUCCUUCAUGCUGCCGUGGAGGACGGAGCAGGACGUCAGCACGCCGCCCGACAUCCUCAUCGCCCUGUUCCAAGACGCCAUCAGUCAGUGCAGCGACGAGUCUGACCGGACGCUGGUCUGCCUCCCUCUGCACACCAACCUCAUCCUCCUCCACAAGCUGCUGCACAGGUACGACGAAGGUGUCGCUCUGUGUGAGUCUCUGCUGGAGCUUCGUCCGGACUCAUGCGCUUUGAGAGACGCCCUCGCCGACCUCCACCUACAAAGAGGGAACGGCGAGCAGGCAAUGGGGGUGUGGCUUCACGCUCUGGCAGAGUGUCCUCACAAUGCAGAGGUGUUCUACCGUUGCUGCAGGUUCCUCAUGGCUCAGGACCAGUCGAGCGCCGUCGUCCCUCUGUUCCGGGGUUUCGUCCUGUCAUUCUGUGACGACCAGCACAGUCAGAGCACACCUGUGGACGUCCUGCGUCUUGUCCUCGGUUUUCCUUCCAAUCACCUGCUCAGAGGUUCGAUCAUCAGGAAGGAGCUUCAGGAGCAGCUGAGUCAGCAGAAAUCCUUCCUGCACCUGAUUCACUGUCGCUGGCAGUGGCUGCAUGGUUCUGCAGAUCAGACGGUGGAAGCGUUUGAGAGAGCUCUGGGCUCAGCGCUGCAGCUGGAUGAGCUUCACACGCUGUGGAUGGACUACCUGCUGUUCAGCUGCAGCCCGCAGGCCCGCGACCCAGCUUGGGCCAGACGCUUCUCCGACUUGGUGCAGCGCUGCCUCAGCACGGUGCCAAUCCGCCUCCAAGUUCCCUUCAACCCGGCAGAGUUCUGGAGCUGCUACAGCUUCCACAACAAGGUGGUGACUCUGUACCUGAGCUGCCUGCCGCCGUCCCAGCAUGCACUGGUGCUGGAGAGGCUGCGAUACGCGAUGCCCAACAACACCGAGCUGGGACUGAGGUUGCUCCAUCAGGAGUUUCAGGAUGGGAACAUGGAGCAGCUGAGGUUUCAGGCCCGUAUGCUGAGCAGCAGCGCCCCCAGGUGUCUGUCGGUGUGGAAGAUAGCGAUUGCUGUGGAGAGGGAGCUGAAGCAGCGGUCGGAGGUGAGACUUCUGUAUCAGCAGGCCAUCCAACAUCUGCCUCUUUCUGCUGCCCUGUGGACUCAUCGGCUGCUGUCCGAGGCAGCAGAGGGCGGAGCCUGGGAGAAGGUGCGUCGCCUGGUGGACUGCUGCCAGCAGGUGGGGAUCAGCCUGAGUCUGAGCGAGCGUCCGGGGGGCGUCGGCCGACCGAUCGGCGAGGACCUCUGAGCAAACUGAUAAUAAACUAAUCAGAGGCUGCAGGUGACUGAGUGAGAGACGAGGUAAGGCAGACGUCCCUCCUCCCCCACCUCCUGCAGCUCCUCCCCCAGGACGGAGAGCUCCUCCCCCAGGACGGAGAGCUCCUCCCCCAGGACUGCUCGUGUCCGUAAGUAUGUCCUGCUGAGUGACGGCUUCACUCUUCAUCACCUUCUCUUUAGUUCUCCCCUUUCAGUUGGAUUCAUUUCCCUCCCUGUUAUUCAUUCUGAGGGGGGGUGUGGGGCAGUGGGGGGCAGGGGGGGGUAUCAGGGUGUAUCUGUGCUGUUGUACCCCCCUGUGUGUUUUAAAUUUACCCCCAGAGUGACGCUGCAGCUCGUUUCUUUUCUUUGUGUCCGAGGAAACGCGGACUUUUAUUUGUUUAAACUGAACAGAAGCAAACUGAUCAUUGAUUGGCUAUCGGCGGCCGCCUGCCUGUGUAGUGUCCUCUGAUUGGCUGCCACAGAGACUGAUCCCGCCGCCGCAGAACUGAUGUGAAACCGGUGUUUGUCAGAACGAUUAAAGAGAAUCAGCAGCAGAGCCGCCGUCCUCACUGUGUUUUCUACAUUAAUGUCAUUAAAUUAUUUUCUACAAA